AAUUCAUUUUCUUUGGCAUUUUGCACAUUAAUAUGAAGAAAAACAUGGUUGUAAAAGAUUGUGAGGCUAACAUUGGCCGGCUAGCUUGCAAAUCAUAUCCAUAUAUCCAUCCUCCAAUUCAAUAUCUAUUAAUUUCUUCAAUUAGCUUUGCUUGUCUCACCCAUAAACACAUUUUAUUCAAUUAGAUAUUGUUUUUUAUAUACAAAAAUAUAUUGUUUCCCUUUUUGUCUUCUAAAUUUUUCUUAGAACACCAAGUAGCUAAAUAUGGGGAAUUUUCUUUCCAACUCCAAGGAAACAAAAGCAUUGCCUAUUGAUACCUCAUUCAAGCUUCCCUCUUCAUUGCCAUCUUGGCCACCAGGUGAAGGAUUUGGAAAUGGAACUAUCGAUCUUGGAGGAUUACAAGUAUGUCAAAUAUCAUCUUUUAACAAAAUUUGGUCAAUUCAAGAAGGUGGACCAGAUAAUCUUGGUGCUUCUUUUUUUGAUCCUUCACAAAUCCCACAAGGAUUCUUCAUGUUAGGUUCUUACAGCCAGUCCAACAACAGACAACUUUCCGGUUGGGUUCUCGCCGCAAAAGAUAACGAAAACGGAGCAUUAAAGCAACCGAUUGAUUACACUCUAGUCUUUAGCAGCGAAUCUUUAAAAAUCAAGCAAGAUAGAAUUGGCUAUAUUUGGCUACCAACACCUCCUGAUGGUUACAAAUCUGUCGGCCUUGUCGUCACUAAUUCUCCCGAGAAACCUUCGACGGAAAAAGUCCGAUGCGUUCGAUCAGAUUUCGUAGAUCAAUGCGAGACAGAUAGUUGGAUAUGGGGAUCAAAAGAGCAAAUUGAUCCAAAUGGUUUUAAUAUUUUCAGUCUGAGGCCAAGCAUUAGAGGGACUCAAGCUAUGGGUGUUUCUGUCGGCACUUUCGUCGCUAAAAAUGGAAAUUCUGAUUCUCCUAUUUCAUUAUCUUGUUUAAAGAAUACCAAUAACAAUCUCUCUUUUAUGCCUAAUAAAAAUCAAAUUCAGGAAAUUUUUCAGGCAUACGCUCCGAUGAUCUAUUUUCAUCCCGACGAGGCAUAUUUCACAUCUUCUGUCAAUUGGUACUUUAGCAACGGAGCGUUGCUUUACAAAAAAGGCGACGAGUCUAACCCUGUCAAAAUCGAACCGAACGGUUCAAACCUUCCACAAGGCGGUUCAAACGACGGCUCAUACUGGCUAGACCUUCCUGAAGAUAUUAAAGCCAAAGAAUUAAUCAAGAAAGGCAAUUUACAAGAAACCGAAGUUUAUUUACAUGUCAAGCCAAUGUUCGGAGCAACAUUCUCCGAUAUAGCAAUUUGGUUUUUCUACCCUUUCAACGGUCCGGCCAAGGCUAAAAUUGACCGUAUUAAUUUACCCUUAGGAAUGAUAGGACAACAUGUUGGUGACUGGGAACAUAUGACAUUAAGGGUUAGCAAUUUUAACGGCGAAUUACGGAGUGUGUUUUUUUCUCAGCAUAGUGGAGGUUCUUGGGUUACCGCAUCAGAACUUGAGUUCCAAAAUGGUAACAGAAUUGUCGGUUACUCGUCGUUGAACGGUCACGCUAUGUAUUCUAAACCAGGACUAGUUUUACAGGGGAGAAAUGGAAUAGGAUUGAGGAAUGAUACUGUGAAAAGUGACAAGGUUUUGGAUACCGGAGCGAAGUUUUCGGUAGUGGCUGCGGAUUAUUUAGGUGCGGGUGUUGUUGUUGAGCCGCCGUGGGUGAACUAUUUGAGAAAAUGGGGUCCGAAUAUUAGUUAUGAAAUUGAUGGUGAGAUCAAGAAAGUGGAAAAAACAUUGGCUGGAGGACUUAAAUCAGGUUUCGAAAAAGUUGUCAGGAUCCUGCCGAGGGAAAUUUUGGGGGAAGAAGGGCCUACGGGUCCUAAAUUAAAAGCAAGCUGGACUGGAGAUGAACGUUGAAUCAUAAUCAGAAUAUACAUCGCCAUGCUCUGCUUUUAAUCUGUGUGAAUUAAAUUGUAGUAAUAUUAAUAUUGGACCUUAUGCAAAUCACUAGUUCAUGAUAUAUUGAUAUGUUCAUACGAAUGGUUAUUACCCUGUGCAUUACUAAA
Molecule: messenger RNA, 2063 nt
Organism: Mercurialis annua (annual mercury)
Lineage: Eukaryota; Viridiplantae; Streptophyta; Magnoliopsida; Malpighiales; Euphorbiaceae
Exons: 2
Coding region: 265-1914 (549 amino acids)
Source: RefSeq, a predicted model, not a curated record